AUGCUAAUAAGGCAAGUCAGGAAGAUGCAUAUUAAACCAAUUAAGAUGAGAUGGGCCACUGGUGGCGACAACUACUCAUACCUUUUGAGUACUCAGGAUAAGAAACUUUCGUGGUUGAUUGAUCCCGCAGAACCAAUGGAAGUGAAGCCUAAAUUAGAUUCUUUUGAAUUGAAAAGUAUCAGAUGUAUUGUUAAUACACAUCAUCAUUUCGAUCAUUCGGGAGGAAAUUUGAAUAUGGUUCAUGAUUUAAAAAUUGCAGGUAAUUCGUCUGUCGUCAAGAUUGUUGCAGGGUCAACUGAAUCGCAAGGUGCUACUGAGAUUCCUGAGCAUUUGCAACGUUACAAACUGGGGAAUUUAGAUAUCUUGUGUAUUAGGACACCAUGUCAUACGCAAGACUCUGUUUGUUACUAUGUUAAGGAUCCCGAAACGAAUGAGCAUGCUCUAUUUACAGGAGAUACGCUAUUUACCGCUGGUUCUGGUAGAUUUUUCGAAGGCACUGGGGAAGACAUGGAUGCUGCUUUGAAUAAGAGGUUGUUAGAAGGUGUUGGGGAACCAAAUUGGAGCCUUACAAGGGUUUUCCCAGGUCACGAAUAUACAAAGAGUAAUGUGAAAUUUGUUCGUAAAGCGGUAUACACAAACAUUGGAGAGAAUGACGCCUUAGAUGAGUUGGAAGAUUUCUGUAAUAAGCAUGAAAUGACUACUGGUAGGUUUACAUUACAGGACGAAUUGAAAUUUAACCCAUUUAUGAGAUUGGAUGACAAGCUUGUAAGAAAAGCUGUCGGUGAUAGUGCCGGAAAAAUGGGUAGAAGUGAAGUUAUGGAUAAAUUGAGACAUAUGAAAAACAGUAUGUAA
Kazachstania africana CBS 2517 is the source of this 852-nucleotide messenger RNA. It is a transcript of the gene GLO4, whose product is annotated as hydroxyacylglutathione hydrolase GLO4. NCBI's taxonomy places the organism in Eukaryota, Fungi, Ascomycota, Saccharomycetes, Saccharomycetales, Saccharomycetaceae. The coding region runs from base 1 to 852 and encodes 283 amino acids. The record is from RefSeq and is a predicted model, not a curated record. The transcript has a single exon. Gene Ontology annotation, molecular function: hydroxyacylglutathione hydrolase activity.